AUGGAGCGCGCUGCUCCAGCGGAGCCUUCCAGGACCUUCGAGGCCUCCGAUCCCUUCAUCGACCUCUCUUUGACCUCAUUGGCCCAGCUGGUGCAAGAACCACAAAGUGCUGAGCUGGAGCAAGCCACGCAGCGCCUAGCGCAGCAGCUUCGCAGUCCCGAUGUCCGGCUCUCGCGGCAGCAGCUCCUGCGCUGUCUUGAGCUGCUUCGUUUUGGCAACACUACACUGGCGGUGGCGGUGGCGCCACGAGCCGCCCGUGCAGUACAUACUUUGGCACCUGCUGAGCUGGUCCAGGCAGCGCAGUCUUUGGCUGCUGCGCCUCCAACUUCAGCCGCCUUGGAGAGUCUUGGUGUAGUGCUCGGAGAGGCCAUUUGCAGACACCGCUGCCUGGACUUGGAUCAGUUGUCCACGUUGACAGCUGAAGCUUCUGGCAGCGUGCUCAAAUCCUUGCUCCGCCAUGUGGAGGCUCGGAGCUGCGGAGAGGAGAGUUUGACAUGGUGUGACUCUCUCUCUCUCUCACUUUUACAGUUAUAG
Durusdinium trenchii is the source of this 534-nucleotide messenger RNA. The record is from the annotation of a GenBank genome assembly. NCBI's taxonomy places the organism in Eukaryota, Dinophyceae, Suessiales, Symbiodiniaceae.